AUGGCGCAAGUGGCAGACAGUCAUUAUUUUCCUCCUUUGGAGGAAUGCCUGAAUGGAGACACCAUCAUUAUCUCCUGGAAGCUCAUUGCAGUUGCGCUUUCAGACAAAGACGACGCGAGACGGAAGAGCGAGGCUGUCGUACAGUUUCUUCAAGACAAUUACGUGCGAUCCCUUAUAAAAGACCCAGCGACCGCCUUUGCGCCGCCGGGCGAUUCUACCAAAUCCAACUUUGAGACAAGGACAGCCGCCAUACACGUCACCCCCCAGCCGAACGAGAAAUUCGACAUCAAGGUAAUCAAGGAGGAUGCACAAUGGCUUAGUAAGAAUGCCAAAGUCAACCUCAUCGCUGCGCUUCGAGCGACAGUGGUUGAGUUCCAGAUGCGGCCAGCAAGCCACCUGACAGGAACACUUUCCUCUCAGGACAUAAUAAACCUGCAGGAAGCUUCGGGAGUUGCGAACAUCCAAUCAUCUGCUUUGGUGCCUAUUGCCGGUGCCGCGCAGGACGCAGAGACGAUUUGGGCCGACUUCGAGAAGGAAGAGUCGAGGCGACAACGGAUCUUCCAAACGUACCUUUCAGAAAGACGUCAUUUCCUGAUGACUGCCGCAUUGGUCCAAGAGACCGUGCUGUACACCCAGCCUUCGGCGCCAGCAUCUAUAACGGUCGACAAGCCAUCAAUGCAGACGCAACUGAUCGCAGCGAACGAUCGUCCGAAAUACCUCGACAAUCUCCUGACGACGUAUCUACAAUAUGUCACUGAAGCCAUUGGUCGGCUUGCCGAGGGUCUUGACGCAGUUGUUGAGGAUAAGAACUUGCUAGGGGACGAACUCGAGUUGGAGUGGAUGAGGACAGCCCUGACCGAAGUUGUCCAUGCUUUGACGGUUGUCUUUCAGUCUAUCGAUGGCAAUGGGGAUGCGUUUGUACCCUCUGCUGUGGUCGGUCAGUGGUUCACCCUCAUGGAAAACUACGGAUUCCUGAACGGGAUAACGGCGCCAACUGAUAUGAUCGCUUCUCUGAUCAUGCCCCUGAGGUCUCUCAUUUGUGCCAUCUCAAUUAAGCUCUUAAACCCCUCGAGGUCCAUAGAAUGUCUCUCGGAAGAAGCACCAGAGUACCGAGGAGAUGAGGACCCCUAUAUUACUGCACCCGCAGUGCUUGAACAGGUGCACAACGCAAUCCUGGCAGCGGCGAAUGCCGACUGUGAAAGUCAAAGCCCCGUCAUCUUUGCUUGGACUGUCGUUGUCCACCGCAUGUUCUACUCGCACCAUGACCGAAUCGAGAAGCGAGAUGCUCUCCAGAACCAGCGAUCACAGGAGACAUUUGAGGCCGGUGUGCUAAUUCGACCUACUCCCAGUCGCCGGCUUUCCGCAGGAAGUAUCGUCUCUCUUGAUGGCAAGUCAUUCGAUAUCUUUCUUAACAAUGCGGGGCUCGACAAAGACCUGCAGGUUGUGGAACAGCUUGCGGUGGCCGUCACGUCCAACGGACGAGCCUACGAAGUGCUUUCUGAGAUGGCACUUGCUAUUGGCGGCUCCAGCGACGGAGCCUUCUCGUCGCUUUUGAGCUCUAGGAUCCGACUAGCCUAUGUCGACUUUCUCAAGGCUACAUACCCGCUUGUUGGAUACCAGUCAGAGUCGGUCACCUCUCUCCUGUCUGUACUUGGGGCCGGUCGGCAGUACUGGGACCUUUCCAGGCCCGCGCUUCACCCCUCAAAUGACAUUUUGGCCGAGUUUCUCCAGGACGCUACUGCCAUGGAAUACUACUUCCAUCAGGCCUUGAACCGGUACCCUUUCGAACUCUUGCCGUUCCUCAAUAUUUGCCGGACUUUGGCCCACUGUGUAGUUGCAGAUGACCGGAUGGAUACCGUGGUUAACUUACUACGCAAAACUCCAACCCUCACCUUCAUUCUUCCCGACGACUAUCAGCAAUAUGAGCUGGCCCAGGAGGAGGACAACACCAACACAUUCUAUCUUCUUGAAGACAUUCCACUGUUCACACCGGCUACGGCAUGGAAUCGGAGGACCCGUCAUGAUGAUGCUUUUAGGAUACCAGCGGAAACAGUCGGACGCUUUGUUACAGACACGGGCCGCGUUGUUCUCAUGGAAUACGAGCACUCUGCCCUUGCCCUCCUUGGCAAGAGACUGGAAGUCCAACUUGCACCUGAGACUUACCGCAGCGAAUUGGAUGCCUUCCAGCCUGAGGAGACUGCGGAGACGAUCGCGCUGUUUGCGGUUCUGCUCCGCGCCGAGGUGCUCAAGUCUGAGAAGCAAGGCCUGAGCGGUGAAACAUCGCUAAAGUCAGGAUUGGAUUUGCUGGAGGAGAUUGGCAAGCACAUUUCUGGAAACAAAGACCUUGUCGCAGUUGUGUGCGAGACCAUGGAUGCCUAUAUGCAAGAUGAGAAAGCUACGGAAGGUCAAGGCAUUGCGGUCCUCAACUCGUGCGUCCAGUUCCUGCAUGCAAUCCUGCCGUUGUGCCCAACAAGAGUAUGGUCCUAUCUGGCGCGUUGCGAGCUGCUCAACUCAGAAGCUCAAGCAGGCAAGCUUGCAAAGAUGACCGGUAAUCUCGACCUCGUCGGGGACCGAUAUGAACUCCUUCUUUCAGCUGUGCGUCUUUUCGCCAGUCUUAUUGACAGUGUUAAAAGUAGCGCUGUUCAGCGUAAAUCUGGCAACAAGCUGGUUGGACGUCAAAAGGUUUCCAAUAACGUUUGGCUGGGUGUGGCAGACAAGGUGCUCGGCAAGGUCAGUCUUGCCAUUGCCCAGGCCGCGGUCGAUGUUUUCGAGACUUCGUCGACUUGGCGAUUCGGGUCGGAGCUGCACAAGACAUUGCUCAUUCGCCAUGUCGUCCCUGUCAUGGACCACGUUAUUCUGCAUACGUACGGAAUGGGUGACCGAGAAAGUUCAGAGACGCUUACAGCGUGCUUGGAGCCUGCGGCGUCCUACAUUAUUGACGCUUUCCUCUCGCCGUCCACUGGUUCUCUGAGGUUUCAGCCGCUUCUCACUACAUUGGUGAACGGUCUUCAACUGCCUGACUCGACAUUGUACCAAGGCAGACUGGCUUCUGCACAGGAGCAGCUUGUUUCGGCUUUGCAAUUCACAACAACGCUGCUGCGGGUUGCGAACUACCUCGAGCGAUCCUCGGAGAUUUUUGAGGACCACCUCUUCAAGACGUCGUCGAUUCUAGCAAGACUUUGCGCCAUCUGCGAGCAGUUUCGGCGGCCAGCACUGUUACUUCUCGAGGCGUUGGUCCUAAGUGCUGCCAAAGCACAUGAUGACCCCCCCUCACUAUUGGGCUAUCUUGGCCCUCUCCUGUCUCGGUCGUUCAUCCAGGUUCUGUCGCGACUAGAUAAGCCUUUCCUCGUUGCUGAGGAUGUGCAGACAACAUGGAAGUUCUUCUCCACUAUCGUCCAGAAUCGUCAGCAAUGGCUAUCCAACUGUCUCUUGACGGGCAAGACACCCAGAGAUGCCCUCAAAGGCGCCAAGAAGGACGCCUCUUCCACACCCAACUCAGUACUCGCAACAGCCUUCACCAAGCUCAAGAAUAUCAAAGAGCUGGAUAUUGAUGAGGCACUGCGAAUCCUGGACUUUGUUGCAUCAUCCCAAAAUCAUUGGCCUUGGACCAUCUUCACCAUGCAAAAGGACUCAUCUUUCUUGGACUCUUUGCGCCUGUACGUCAAGGAUCUCAGCAGCUUCACUGUAACCAGCAAAACAGAUGCUGUAAAGGCCGCCAUCGACGCCAAGAUGGCUGCUUACAUUGCUGAAAUCUUUGCCAUGCAGCUCUACCACCUGCGCCAGAUGGCUGGUGCCGACACAUUUGCUAAAAGCUUAGUAGCCGAUCUGGACUACUAUCUUCGAGACGGCGUCGAGGUUUCGAGCUACAAUAACUCGCUGCACAGCAACUUUGCCAAGAACUUUACGAGCAAAUACCCAGGCGUCUCGCUUGAGGCUUUCAAGCGGACCGCGCUCAGACCGGGCGAGCUUGGAAGAAGCUAUUUCUACGAUCUGGAGAGCGCGACUGAGAUGUUGAGUUUCGACCCUGGCUGGCACGGCCGCCGCAACAAUGGUUUCCGCCACGAGAUGGAAAUCGCUAAUGCGAAUCUCUCCCUCGUUGAUGCGCAAAUUUCCUUGUUCCACGCUUGGGAAUUCCUAUUGCUUGAGCUCAGCAGCUCCUUGCCAGAUAACGACAAUAUUGCCAAGCAGAUGCUCCAGGUUGCUCAGCAGUGCCUCGAGGCAAACCGGUCCAAUCAGGGUCCCGAGAACAUAUUCAUGCGCAUCGUUGAAGAGCGGGCUGACCUGAGCCUGCUGCUCGUCCAGCGUCUUGUUGGCAGGCCUAUCUCGUCUCACGACGUCAACCAGAUUCUAGGGACGUUGUUCACUAUCAUCAGUGCCGUCGAGGAACCCUUCAGCCCUGGAUCCAUUUCGUACUACCGCACGAUGCUCAAGACCAUCUAUGUCACGCUGCGCGCAUACAGCGUCGCCGACAAGAAGGGUCUCGGGACUUCGAAGAACGGGGGGGAGGGAUUUUCCGUCACCUUGACCCAGACUGUUCUCAACGUCCUUGACCGCGUUGUUGCUAAGGGCUUCAGAACACUCGUCGCGCUUGUGCACGACUCUGAAGCUGCUGUUGCACCCGAAGACCUAGCUCUGCUCACUGCUCUUCUGCAAGCCUGCCUCAACAUGCCAAUGAUGGAUCAAUGUCAGACACAGAUCCUCAAUAUCAUGGCAUCAUACGACGCCAUGCACGCAGCAACGUCGCUGUUCUCGUGGGCCGAUAAACUUGCCAUCAAUGGCGAUCCUAUAUACGGCGAGCUGAGUUUGUUGUUCUUGCUUGAGCUCUCGACCCUCCCGGCGGUGGCAGAACAAAUGGCUUGUGAUGGCCUGCUCAGCCACCUGACUUCAGCGGGCAUCACUAAUUUCAUGCGCCGUGGCAACAUUUCUCCAUUUUCGGAAGCCAUUGGACCGCAAAGGUGCUACAGCAUUUGGGUGAAAGGUGUCUUGCCCCUGCUGCUGAACCUCCUGACCGCUCUGGGCGGCACCGUCGCGCCUGAGAUAGGCUAUGUUCUGAACCAGUUCCCUCUGCUUCUGAAGUCGAGCAUCGAUCGUUUCGAGGCCCCUGGCGCGAGCCGGACCGCAUCACGAGAAGCACCUCACUAUGUGACCCUUCUAUCCGUCGCAGAGGUUCACUCGCUUGCGCUCUUGACAAGAGUCAUUGCCGCUCUACGGACAGCCAACACCAGAGACAUCCCGGAGAUACAAUGGGAUGCUAGCUCGCUCUUAGAAAACGUCGACUUUUGGUUAUCGAGUCGAAAGCUGUUGCGAGACAGACUCUUGCCGCUCGGACAGCGCGAGGUGGAGUGGAAGAGCACCAAGAUUGGUACGGCUGACGAGAGCGGGCAACCAGGAAACGUCCUGGAGAGCAAGGUGCUCUCGCAAUUGGAGGCGGUCAGGGAUGUGCUGAGCGAAGACCUGGAGGAGUCUUGA
Messenger RNA from Colletotrichum graminicola M1.001, 5469 nucleotides. RefSeq lists its product as uncharacterized. The record is from RefSeq and is a predicted model, not a curated record. The transcript has 4 exons. Gene Ontology annotation, molecular function: structural constituent of nuclear pore. Gene Ontology annotation, biological process: RNA export from nucleus; protein import into nucleus. Lineage: Eukaryota; Fungi; Ascomycota; Sordariomycetes; Glomerellales; Glomerellaceae. Gene Ontology annotation, cellular component: nuclear pore inner ring. The coding region runs from base 1 to 5469 and encodes 1822 amino acids.